AUGAAUUCAGAAGAUGAAGAAAAAAUGGAUGAAAUGUUACCAUUGGUUAAAGCUGAAUUGAAAGAUUAUACUGGAUAUACUGAUAAAGAUAUUACUGAUUCUUUAUGGAAUAAUUAUUUUGAAUUGGAACCAACUUUAAAAGAAUUGAAAAGUGAGUUAUUGAUUAUUACUAUUAAAUGUCCUGAUCAAUUGACUAACAUGGUAUAG
This is a messenger RNA of Hansenula ciferrii, 207 nucleotides long. RefSeq lists its product as uncharacterized. Bases 1 to 207 code for a protein of 68 amino acids. The record is from RefSeq and is a predicted model, not a curated record. The transcript has a single exon. NCBI's taxonomy places the organism in Eukaryota, Fungi, Ascomycota, Saccharomycetes, Phaffomycetales, Wickerhamomycetaceae.